Molecule: messenger RNA, 1167 nt
Organism: Cephus cinctus (wheat stem sawfly)
Lineage: Eukaryota; Metazoa; Arthropoda; Insecta; Hymenoptera; Cephidae
Exons: 2
Coding region: 346-1119 (257 amino acids)
Source: RefSeq, a predicted model, not a curated record
AAGUAUGAGAUGUCGUGUACAGUAUAAUAUAAUAUGAUGAUAUCCCUUAAUUAUUAAUAUAUAUGUGUAAACUUAUGAUUUACAAUAAUUAACACAUGUUCGCUGAGGAUCGGUUACAUCUAUCGUGGUCUCUGACCGUUGCCAGUGGGGUUCUGAGGGGGUACUGAAGGGAGUUGCGUUGCGUCGGACGUAACAUAUUCAUGUUAUGUAUCGGUGAAUCGUCAGCGUGGUCCGUUGUUCAAGAAGGUAAGAAGCCGCCAGCGCCGUCUUUCGUAUAAAAAAGUAAAUGACACACAAAAUUCUUUAAUUUCAGUGACAAUUGAUUCAGAACCCUUUAUUCCUAUAAUGAAUGUUUUAAUUAUUACUUUUUCUUGUAUAUACCAGUUCAUAAGAUAUUUGAUUCCAAACACACGUACAUACAAGAAGCAGGUACUGCUGCCCGCUGUGUACGGUGUAAACCGAUCGUUUUCAAAACAAGUGAUCACCGGCUUCUCUUUAAAUCUUUCGGGAAGCCUAUCACCUGUGAUAUGCAUCGUUAAUCAAGAUUAUUCCGGCGUGGAGUUUGAACCUACCGAAUGGGCAAUCAUCACCGACCGCUUCCCCGUCAUCGGCAAAUUCUUUACCGCCGAGGAUAACAUCAAGGAGGUACCCGAGGCUUUUAACACUCCUAUUCUCAUGCCCACUCAUGAGCUCGCCUUCACGUACUCUUACGGUGAGCGGGCAAUUAUUAUCAAACCGGCAAUGCCGGUGUCUACGGACAACGAUGGCUUGGGUAUUAAAAGAGCUAGGACAUACACACCUACGGUUUUCAUGAAGAGGGUGUCCUACCUCAAUCUCCAGAGGGUCCUGCGCUGCGUAACCUUUCAAAUAACCAGUCUACGCGAGAUUACCCAUAGUGCUAACAACUGUAAGGACACGCUGAUUGCGGAACUCGACCGUCGCGGAGAUGACACCUCCUCCAGGGACAACAUAUUGGGUGAUCUUCGGUUGGUUCUGGAGAAGAAAGGCCUGUGGUCACCGGCACUUAAUCAAUUAUUGUUGGAGCUGCUGUCCCUGUAUAAUCACGAGUACCUUUCCUUCGUGCGGAGCACCAUGGAGGACCAGAACAGCUAUAAAUAGGGCCUUUUUUUUGUAAUAAAAAAACUGUACGCUUGAUGUUUCUUGCAA